Molecule: messenger RNA, 2482 nt
Organism: Thamnophis elegans (Western terrestrial garter snake)
Lineage: Eukaryota; Metazoa; Chordata; Lepidosauria; Squamata; Natricidae
Product: FH2 domain-containing protein 1-like
Exons: 10
Coding region: 596-2416 (606 amino acids)
Source: RefSeq, a predicted model, not a curated record
UUUGUCACCUGGGCCGCUGCCGGCCUUAGGAGAGCCUUGGGCCUUGUUCGCCGGCCAAGCCCCGGGGAAGCCGCUCGCGGGAACCCGACGCGAGCUUGGCUGGAGGUGUCAGCGGAGCUCCGGGGAGGGGGAGGGCAGCGGCCGGGCUAGACAGGCCGGAAGGUGACCCUCACAGCAGAGGCCAGAAAGGAGGCGGGCAGGGCGGGCAGGGCCGGAGGGCAGAGCGAGGUGGGGGAGGGAGAUGCCGCCGCCGCCGCCCCGAGAGAAGCCCGAGCUUUGCCUGCCGCUUCCGCCGGACGCCCCCUCGAAAAAAGACUGGGCGCGGCCCUCCCCGCGAGCCCAUCCUCCUCAAGAGGCCCCGGCGCCCUCGGACCCGCACCCCCCCCGCCCCGCUCCGCCCCGCCUCCCCGGGUGGGGGCUGGCGCGUCCCGAAGACUGCUGCGGGCCACCUCUGCGCUUCGAGGGCAGCGUGGCAGAGGCUCCUCCGCCGCGGCCCUUCGCCUGAGCGCCGCGCCCGCCCUCCGCUGGCCCCGAGGGGACGGCCUAAGCGCGCCGGGCUCUCCUGCCGCGCGCCCCACCCCCGCCCCUGCCGACAAUGGUGACUAUUGAGGGCGCGUCCGCCGCGGCCUCGCCGGAGGAGUGGACGCGGCCGGGACCGCCGAGCUCGUCCGUCUCUUCUCCCCGCACUUCCCCCGCGGGUCCUUCCUUGCCGCCGCCGCCGCCUCCCCCGCCGGCCGUGAGCCUGGUCGACGGCGCGCCCUGCGAGGGGGCGGCCGAGGAGCCCUCCGCGCGGCGCCCGGUCCGUCUCCGGAACUUCAACUGGGAGGCUAUUCCGGCGGAGCGCAUCCGCGGGCGCUCCAACCUCUGGACGGCGGCGCGACGGCGCGGCGACUGGACGCCCGACCGGCGUCUGCUGGAAGAGCUCUUCGGGCAGCGGCCGGAGCCGACCUGCAACGGCCUCCGGGCCUUCCCCGCGACGGAGCAGGCCUCCCUUUUGGAUGCCAAGAAAAUCCUGAAUCUAGGAAUCUUCCUCAAGCAGUUCAAGAGGCCAGUUGAAGACAUCGUGGCUGAUAUCCGCCAUGGCACAGGAGUCCCUUAUGGGCCGGAGAAGCUGCUGGAGCUCUUUAAGAUGCUUCCGGAUGGGAAGGAGGUGGAAAAGCUGGAGUCUUUCCAGGGUGACCGGAGCCGCCUCUCGGAGGCCGAGGUCUUUGCGCUACUUCUCGUCCAAGUGCCCAGCUACGCCCGUCGCCUGGAGAUCCUCGUGCUGAAGCUGCAGCUGCUCCCCCAGCUCAGCGCCCUCCAGUCGGCCAUCCAGACCCUGACCGAGGCUGCCCUGGAGCUGCUGGGUUGCGAAGAGCUUCACGACCUCCUUCGGCUGGUGCUGGAGACGGGGAACUACCUAAACGAGGGAGGCUAUGCCGGGUCUGCCUGCGGUUUUCACAUCUCGUCCCUCCUGCGGUUGCCAGACACGAGAGGCAACCAGCCUGGCAUGGACCUCCUUCACUUUCUGGCCUUGGAGGCUGAGAGGAAGGACCCCGGCCUUCUGCACUUUCCCCGGAAGCUCCAGCACGCAGCCCCUGCUUCACGCAUCGAUGGCCAGGAGGUGGCGGCGGAAUUGCAGAGCCUGGAGCAGCGUCUCUUGGGAGCUCGGGGGGACCUGGAGGGUCUGGGCUUGGAGGGCCAGAUGGGGCCCUUCCUGCACACGGCAGAGCUGCGACUCGAGGCCGUGAAAGCCGCUCAGCAAGACCUCCAGUGGGCUACGGCCAGGCUCGCCGACUUCCUCUGCGAAGAUCCCGAGGCCUUCCGCUUGCCCGAGUGUUGCGGCAUCUUCCACGCCUUUGGGGAGCGUUUCCUCACAGCCAUCGAGGAGAACCAGGCCCGGGAGGCCGCCAUGCACCGAGAGCAGCAGCGGAGGCAGCAGGAGCAAACCAAGCAGGCGAAGCAGAAGCGGCGCUCCAUUGCCACCUGCUCCUCCCAGGAUCCUGGCUUGCGGGACCUGGACCUGGAUCUGCUUGCCCUCUGGACUCCCCCCUCUGGCCGCCGCAGCCGCCCCCCACGAGGUCCUCGCCCCUCUGCAGCGAGGCCCCAGCACCUCAACCGGCGCCACACCCUCACCGUGCUGUCCCCGUGCCCUGAGCCCCUGGAGGCUGUCCCCCAGCCCCCUCCCCCAACCCCCCCGAGCCGUAGCAAGAAGGCCGGGGGCUUUGGUCAGAGCCUCAAGGCCUUGUUCAGCAGCCCCCCAGCCCUGCCUGCCUCCGCCCAGGGCCCCCUCUCCCCCAGCACCUUCCGCCUGCCUGCCCUCUUCCAAGCAAAGGGGCCAGAGAGCCCCUCGUCCCCCACCUCCAAGGAGGUCUGUAGCCUGGUGGGAUUCCUGCGUCGGCUUAGUGUCGGGGAGAAGCCCCGCAGCCCCUCCUAGUUCGAGGCUGGGUCCCUGUGCCCCCCCCCAGUCCUUCCUGUUCCCUCCAUGUGGGGGGCCAGACAG